GGACACAAACCAUAUACUGAAAUCAUCACAGACUUUGACAGAUGCAAAAAAAAUCUCUGGUUCUGAAGGGAAGAGCAUACCUGUCAGCAAAUCUGUUGACUCUGUGAUACAGGCAGAUGAGAGUUACAGAAUGGAUCAUGCAGAAAUGGGGCUGUGUGUAUUGGUCAACAAUAAAAACUUUCAUCCUGCUACUGGGAUGGCAUAUCGAUCUGGUACGGAUGCAGAUGCUGCACGUGUUAUAGAAACUUUCAGGACCUUGGGUUAUACUGUCAAGCCAUAUAAUGAUCUUACCUGUAAACAGAUGGUUGAUGUUCUGCAAAAUGUUUCAAAGGAUGAUCACAGCAAGGAAAAUUGCCUUGUCUGUGUCUUGUUAAGCCAUGGAGAGGAUGGUCUGAUCUACGGUACAGAUGGCCCCCUGGAGCUAAAAAUGGUAACAAGCCUGUUCAGAGGAGAUAGGUGCAAAACCUUAGCAGGAAAGCCAAAGCUUUUCUUUAUUCAGGCUUGUAGGGGAACCGAGCUUGAUUCUGGAAUUGAAACAGACAGUGGGUCGGAUGAAAGCAUCUGUCAGAAAAUACCUGUGGAAGCAGAUUUCUUAUAUGCAUAUUCCACUGCUCCUGGCUACUAUUCUUGGAGAAACUCAUCAGAUGGUUCCUGGUUCAUACAGUCUCUGUGUGUGAUGAUGAAACAAUAUGCUAAAGAACUUGAACUUAUGCAGAUUCUAACGCGCGUAAAUCGCAAGGUUGCAGAAUUCAGUUCUUGUUCAAACCGGCCAGACUUCCAUGGGAAAAAGCAGAUCCCCUGUAUUGUGUCCAUGCUCACGAAAGAUUUUUACUUUCCCCACUAAAGAAGCUUUCACUGUGAAGUGAGCAGAAAACAGAGCGCCUGAUGCCAUUUUCAAAUCUGAGCUAGUGCUCAGUCUUUUGUGCCUAUGCUGCAUUAAAGAAGCUUUAAGAUCUAGAUAGAUUUAAACAUUUUACCACUGGAACUGUGGGGAUACUUUGCUGGAGUUCAGAAAUUCUGACUUCAGAAAUUGAAAUAGUUUGGUUUGAAGCAGUGCUCUGAUACAGUGGUAAAAUAGAUGGUAGAAACAAAUCAGAUUACAUAUCCUGUGACAGAAGCAGCAAUAAGAGUUAGAAAAAUUGUGACACUUUCAGGGCAACCUUGUUAAUUUUGGUAACAAUGUUACAUGCCAAUUCUAAACAUGUUUACCUGGAUGUAAACCUCAUUGAUAUAGUGGAUUCCCCCCCCAAGUGAAUAUAGUAACUUAAUGGUGUAAACGACUGGUGUUCAUAUGCAAUCAUGUAGCAGAAUUAGACUGUUGAGGGAUAUCAUCAUCAGUUUGGCUUUCAAGUAGCAAAGGCCAAAUGAAAGGGUUUCAGAUCACUUUGGCCACCUUUGAGUACUAUUUAUAUGUCAAGAAUAAAGUUAAAUAAAGGGUCUGCAAGGGAUACAUAUAUGGGUAUAUAUAUGUACCCUGAGUCUGCAAGGGAUACAUAUGUACCCAUAUCGUAAGUUUAAAAAAAUAACUGAUUUC
Messenger RNA from Gekko japonicus, 1534 nucleotides. RefSeq names its product caspase 3 (gene CASP3). Gene Ontology annotation, cellular component: cytoplasm. Gene Ontology annotation, biological process: positive regulation of apoptotic process; proteolysis; neuron differentiation. The record is from RefSeq and is a predicted model, not a curated record. NCBI's taxonomy places the organism in Eukaryota, Metazoa, Chordata, Lepidosauria, Squamata, Gekkonidae. The transcript has 6 exons. The coding region runs from base 131 to 844 and encodes 237 amino acids.